CAGCGCCGCGUGGUGCAGGCUGGGAUGUGGUGUGAACCUUGCGUUGUGGGUAUUGUGUCUAUGGUUGAAGGACUAUAACUCCCAGAAUUCCUUGGUACUGCUACUGGGAGAAGCGGGCAGGUUAGAGUUGGUGAACGUUGUUUCGGUAACGGACGAACUCGAGUGAUACUGGACGGGAGUGAAGGGGAGCGGUCUCCUGUCAGCAUGCGCGAUAAUGCAGUGUGAGAACUGUCUGAAGGAAAUUUACUAAGAAUUGUUAACAAUCUGGCUCCUGUACUGCAUGCUGUUGUCUUCUGACAGAAAUUGAUUGAAUCCAGCUACGAGAUGGACAGGAUUCCUGUUUCAACUGUGGAGCUGGUCUGCUUGGGGUCAAGCUUUGCAUUUUCUGGGUUGUUUUACUAUUUGUAUAGAAAGAAAAGAUCAACAGUGGAAGUAUUAAAGGAAGCCCCAAAAUUUCAGAUCAACAAGCAGUUGGUGGAUUUUUUGAAUGCCACUCCAGGAAAAUGUGUGGAGUAUGCUAUUGUGGAAGGUAUCACUCGACCAGUUGGGGAGAGUCUGCAGAGCCAUUAUCAGGAUGACUGUACUGGGGUAAUGCAGCGGCUUAUUUUGAAAGAGCACAAACUGAUCUGGAAUAAUUUGGCUAGGAGUUGGUAUGCGUCCAUAAUAAGCCUACUUCAAAUAUCUUUUAUGUAACAUACUCUAUUGUAUGGCAUUACUUUCUUGACAGUUAUAUUGAAGACCAAUUUUUUAAAAAACUGUA
Molecule: messenger RNA, 760 nt
Organism: Chiloscyllium plagiosum (whitespotted bambooshark)
Lineage: Eukaryota; Metazoa; Chordata; Chondrichthyes; Orectolobiformes; Hemiscylliidae
Source: RefSeq, a predicted model, not a curated record